GGAAGCGAUAGGCUGGUUCACAGAUCUGGCAGUGCAUCUGCCCAUGAAGGACAGGAACCAAGAGGAGGUAGGGAAGGAAAGGUUUGUGAGCCUCCUGAGACCCCGUACUUCCCGGUGUGUGUUUAACUUCGCUCUGGGAUUGGCCAUCGAGAAGGCCGUUCUCGCCCAGAAAUCUUGUUCAAACUUCAAUUUCAUCCUUUGACUGGGCUUUUAACCUCCGCUUCAGAAUCAAUCGGCAUCCAAUUCCGGGGAACCGAAAUUUCAAUUCCGGAAGGACUGGGACUCGAAAGAAGGAUUUCGGCCGUUGGAAUCCAUCUUCGUGCCCCAUCGCCCCAGGAACUGGCCAUCCCGCUUCAUUGUGAGCAGUGGGUGGAAUUUGAUGGAGCAGGAAAGUCCCAGGGAAUUUAAGUCAUCCAGAUUAAGGAGAAUGAAUCUCGUCAUUUUCCACUUUGAUGCAUAAGUUUCCCUGACGAGUCUUUGGAAUCACAGAAGAAUUUGGUCACAUAUUUUACCAUCAGACUAAAGAGAUGGACAUUACUAGUUUGCCCUGUGAAAGUCUGCUUUCUGGUGACCAGAACUGCAGUCAAGGAGAAGAAACAGAGGGAGAAAGCAUGCUGGCUGAUUGCCUGGAAAACUGUAAUGAGGAUGAGGCUGUGGAUUUCUCUGAAGAGGAGUGGACCACAAAGGCUCCAACUCAGAACCUCAAGCCUCGUGCUGUGGCGGUGGAGGAGCACGCAAACCUGGCCGCUGUAGAAUUGGAAAAGCAACUACAAACCAAAGAUUUAGCACCAGAGCAGGAAUUUUUGACAAGACACACCUUCAUGGAGACACAGCAGGUGGAUGCAGUGACCUUUGAAGAUGUGGCUGUGGACUUUACCCAGGAAGAGUGGACUUCUCUGGAUCCAGUUCAGAGGAACCUCUACAGAGAUGUGAUGCUGGAGAACUACCAGAACCUGGCCACAGUAGGAGGUCAGAUGUUUAAACCCAGCCUGAUCUCUUGGUUGGAGCAGAAAGUAGAGUUGACAGUAAUAGAGCAAGGAAUUCUCCAAGAAUGGGAAAUGCACCUUAAGACAAAAAGGACAGCACUUCAGCAGGAUAGAUUUUGGUCAGAUAUGUCAAAUGGAAUGCAACUGGGAAGAGAACGCAGUGGAGGGGAACCUGGUGACUCUGUUCAAGUUGGAACAGUUUUUAGUGAAGAUUCAUGCCCUCAGACUCACAGUACUUCAAAUACAGAGAACACUUCUGUGUGUAAUUUAGAUGGAAAAGACUUUCAGCCACUCCUUAAAGAAACUUCUACUGAAGAGAACAUUGUCCAGUUGAACCAGUGUGUAAAACCUUUGAUUUUGACUCCAGAUGUUUCCCAGAAAAAGUGCACUCCGGAAAAAUCUGUUGAAUGCAAUGACUGUGGGGAAACUUUCGUUAAUCAGUUAGAACUUCAGACACAUAGUUCUUCUCAUCGUGAAAAGAAUCUCCACAAAUCAGAGGAGUGUGGACAAGCUUUUACUCAUCCUAUAAGCCAUGGUGGGCAUGUGAUUCCCACUGAAAAAAGAUACUAUGAAUGUAAGAAAUGUGAAAAAUUUUUUACACAUCCUGUGUACCUUAAUAUCCAUAUGCAAAGCCACACUGUGGAGAAACCCUAUGACUGUAAGGAAUGUGGGAAAGCCUUCAGUGAGCGCUCAAGCUUAAUUGUGCAUCUCCGACAACACACUCGAGAGAAGUCUUACGAGUGUAAGGAAUGUGGGAAAACCUUUAUUCAACCCUCACGUCUUACAGAGCAUAUGAGAAGUCAUACGGGAGAGAAGCCGUAUCAGUGUGACCAGUGUGGGAAUGCCUUUGCGUCUUCCUCUUACCUUACUACACACUUGAGAACUCAUACUGGAGAGAAGCCCUUUGAGUGUAACAUAUGUGGGAAGGCAUUCACACGUUCCUCUUACCUGCUAGGUCACAUACGAACUCAUACAGGUGAAAAGCCCUAUGAAUGUAAAGUAUGUGGGAAAGCAUUCAGUGGCCGUUCUUGGCUUACCAUACACUUACGGAAACAUACUGGAGAGAGGCCCUAUCCAUGUACAGAAUGUGAGAAAGCCUUCACCAGCUUUGCUCAACUAACUGAACAUAUAAAAACUCACACUGGUGAGAAGCCCUUCCGGUGUAAAGUAUGUGCAAGGACCUUUAGAAAUUCCUCAUGCCUUAAGACUCACUUUCGAAUUCACACUGGAAUAAAACCAUACAAAUGUAAUUACUGUGGGAAAGACUUCACUGCACGUUCAGGCCUUACUAAGCAUGUACUAAUUCACAAUGGUGAGAAGCCCUAUGAGUGUAAGGAGUGUGGGAAAGCCUUCAGUACAUCUUCCGGCCUUGUUGAACAUAUAAGAAUUCAUACAGGAGAGAAGCCCUUUGAAUGUUAUCAGUGUGGGAAAGCCUUGGCUCAUUCCUCAUCUCUUGUUGGACAUUUAAGAACUCACACUGGAGAGAAACCCUUUGAGUGUAAUCAGUGUGACAAAACAUUUACACGAUCUUCUUAUCUUCGUAUUCAUAUGCGAACUCACACCGGAGAGAAACCAUAUGAAUGUAAAGAGUGUGGGAAAACUUUCCCUGAGCGCUCAUGCCUUACUAAACACAUAAGAACACACACUGGUGAAAGGCCCUAUGAAUGUAAGGAGUGUGGCAAAGGCUUUAUUAGCUUCGCUCAGCUUACUGUACACAUAAAAACUCACAGUUCUGAGAGACCCUUUCAGUGUAAGGUAUGCACUAAAUCUUUUAGAAACUCUUCAUCCCUUGAGACCCACUUCCGAAUUCACACUGGAGUAAAACCCUAUAAAUGCAGUUACUGUGGGAAAGACUUCACUGCUCGUUCAGGCCUUACCAUCCAUUUACGAAAUCACACUGGGGAGAAAUCCUAUGCAUGCCAAGAAUGUGGAAAAGCCUUUAGCACUUCCUCAGGCCUUAUUGCACAUAUAAGAAGUCACAAAGGAGAGAAACCCUUUGAAUGUGACCACUGUGGGAAAGCCUUUGCUUCUUCGUCUUAUCUUAAUGUGCAUUUGAAAAUUCACACUGGAGAAAAACCCUUUCAGUGUACAGUAUGUGGGAAAACAUUUACGUGUUCUUCUUACCUUCCAGUUCACAUGCGAACUCACACUGGAGAGAAGCCUUUUCAGUGUAUAAUAUGUGGAAAGUCAUUUUUGUGGUCCUCAUACCUUAGAGUUCACAUGCGAAUUCACACUGGAGAGAAACCCUAUGUAUGUCAGUACUGUGGAAAAGCCUUUACAGAGCACUCAGGCCUUAAUAAACAUUUACGGAAACACACAGGAGAGAAACCAUAUGAAUAUAAGGAAUGUGGGGAAAACUUCACUACUUCUGCUGAUGCUAAUGAACAUGAAACUCCCCACUGGGGGGAGAACCUUUGAAUGUAAGGGAUUCAGAAAAUUGAUAGCCCUUGAUCCAUCAUUUGCAAUCAAAAUUUAUAGUCUAUACAAGUCUUAUUAAUAAGCAAUGUUUAAAAACAAUUCGGUUGCUAUGUGCUGUAAAAACAACUCAUUCUGAGGAUGCUCUGAGUUUAAGGAUUGUGGGAGAAAUCAAAAUUUCAUGAUAUAUGUAUGAACUGAAGGUUUGUAAUAUAGGGAACGAAAACCUUUAGUGUUUCUAUGAGUGUUGAUGCAAGACAUGUAGAAAUGUCUCUGUGUUCAGGUAUGGUCUCACAGUUGAGAAAUGUCUUACUGAAGUUCGGGAAGUAACUUUUUACAUUUGACAAUAUGUGGUGUUUACAGACUGAACACAAGCUACAUGCGUGUAAUAGGGGAUUUGCUUCAGUGUCUUGGAUGGCAACACUUGGAUUUCUUGGGUGCUUCUAUAUGAACUUUGAAUAUUUCUCCAUUUGUGUAUUUUUAUGACUUCAAUUCCAUUGUUGGUUUUCCUUUUUAAAAUAUUCCUGUUUGAUGUGAUUGAAACUGUUGUUUUUACCUAGUAUCUGUUCUAUGUCCCAUGUUGGCAUCGUGAACUAAUGGACACAAACUCCCAUCUCCUCAUUACUUGUUACUUUAUUUGUUGUGUCGUGCACCGGUCCCUAUGUUGUUGUUGUUUUUUCCCUCUUUUCUUUUGGAGACAGUCUCACUUUCUGGCCCAGUAUAACAUGAAAGUUAUGUAGCCUAGACCGGUCCCUAGCUCAUGGCAGUCCAGGCCCCGCCUUCUGAGUGCAUAGAUUACAGGUGCAAGCCACCAUACCUGGCUCUUUCUACUGUUUUAAGUAUAAACUUCAUUAGCACUGAAAAAACCAUCAUGUUUUACAAUAGUGUUCAAGUUCUUAACACAAGUAGGUUUGGAUCUGACCAAUACAAUCCCUUACUCUAAGUUCUAAGUCUUUGGUAGCCAUUCCAUUCUCUGCUUGGAGUUCAGCUUUUCUUUAGGCUUUGCUUCUUGUAGUAUCUGUAUUAACUCUACUUAGCUUUUUUAUUUUUGUGACAGGGUCUUGCUGUAGCUCAGACUGACCUCAAACUCGCAACCUUUUUGCCUCAGACUUACUGCUAGAGUUAUAGGCAUGUGCCUUCAUGCCUAGCUGGCGUAUAUCAAUCUACAUACUGUUCUCAAGGUGGAACUGUGUUAUGGUCAGUUAUUUUAAGACAUCUAAUUAUCCUUUGGUCUCUAUGGAUAGUUAGUUUCUAUACCUUGCUUGUUAGUAUUGCUACAUAGUGAAUGUAGCUAUCUCUUUAAAUUCAUGACCUUAUGCUCUCAGAUACAAUCCCAAAAGUGACUUUGUUAUUGUAAUGAUAGAUAUGUCAGUGUGUAUGUAACAACUGCCAAUUUAUAUUCCCAGUGAUGUACCUAGUCUCUUUAUUGCUUUAUUCUUACUUUUUCCUUCCUGUAUUCCAUUUAAAAAUGUGAGUUGGUAUCUUCAGCUUUGAUUUGCAUUUUUCUAGUACGCCGUUUGUAUAUCACUACUAAAAUACUGAUUUCAGUAAUUUAUCAAUUUUUAAAUCAAGAUCUGUGUAUUUGCUGUGAAGUUACCUGAGUUACCGUGUUUUAGACGUAGACCCAUUGUAAUAUAUAUAUGGUUUACAGAUUUUUUUUGGCUGUGUACAUGCUUUUUCAGUUUUUUUUUUUAUUGCUAUACAGAAUCUUUAGUUUGAUAUGGCCUUAAUUCUUUAUUUUUGCUUUUAAUGCCCAUAAUUUUCAUGUCAGCUCUAAAAUUCUUUGCUGGUGUGUCUGGAAGCAUUCUUGGAGUUUCAUUAUGUUACAGUUUUAGAUUUUACUUUCAGGGUUUUGUUUGUUUGUGGUAACCUAACUAUGUAAUCCAUGAUAGCAUAGAGCAGGCUGGCAUUAAACUUGGAGCAGUAUUUCUUCCCCAGACCUUUUGAGUGCUGAGAUUUUGGGUUUGAGCCAGCCUAUCCAACUUAACUGUAUUUCUUUUACUAUUAUUUGAUUUCCUUUUCUUUUUUAACCCCCCUAAGCUUAUCUAUGUGUAUACUGUUUUUGUUUUAGUAUACUGUUACAGUUUCUGUUUUGGUGCUAGGAAUUGAAUUUGUGGCCUCAAGGAUGCUAGGCAGGUGCUCUACCAUCAAGCUAUAGUUCUAACUUCAUUGUUGAAAUUAUGUGGACCACAUAAAGGGCUUUUAUUGUUUUAUUUGUUUGUUUUUUGGAUAAUAUCUUUAUAAUCUGGCUGGCCUAGAACCUGCUAUGUAGAGCCCGGAACUCACAGAGAUCUACCUGUCUGCCUCCCAGAGUGCUGGAAUUAAAGUUAUGUGCCCCUAUGCCUGCCAUUGACUAUAUGCUUAUUUGUAAACAAUUUAUUUAUAUUGUUUGUAUCAGUAUUAUACUGUUUGAUUUCUGCCUAUAUACUGGUCUUGUUUUUGCUGUUCUUUCUUAAGACAAGGUUUAUUGGAGCUUAGACUGCCUUUGAGAUUAACUAAAUGAUCAAGAAUGACCUAAUGACCUUGGACUUUUGAUCUUGCCUUUAUCUCCUAGUAUGAUUCUAGGCAUGUACCACCAUACUUUGCACGCUCAGUGCUUAUCAAACUUCAUACUAAGUGGACAUCUCUAGCCCUGUAAUACAUUGUUAAGCCUAGAAUUUUUGUUUUUAUUUAAGUCCUUUUGGGCUUAACUGAAAGGUUUUGAUUUCUUAUGACUUUUUUUUUUUUUUUUAAGCCUGUGGGGGAAAAUGCCUUUAGAAUUGUUAAUGCAGUGGUAAUCUACAAAGCACUUUGGGCAGGAUGGACAUUGUAACAAUGGUAAUUCUCUCAAUGUGUGUGGCAUACCUUGCAAAUUGUUUAUGGUCUUGUUCAUGGUAGUUUAGAUUUUUCCUGUUUAACUUUGUUCUCUAUCAUUUUAUGUAGUUUUAUAUGUUGUAUAAUAUUUUGCUUUUUAAAUUUGUAGUAUGUAAAGAUACUGUUGACUUGAAAGUCUUAUGUUUUAUGAGUUUUUAUAAUUUUUUUUUCAUGGAUGCCCUGUUAACCUGAAACAAUUUUACUUUUCUUAUUUGGGUGACUUUUUUCUUACCCUGAUUGCUCCAGCUAGGCUUUUCCCAGUAUUUCCUGAAUAUAAGAAGGAAAGGUAGGUACGUAAACCUGCCCUUGAGAAGUUUGAGCUUUGUAACUGAAUGAAAACUGAAUUUGUUUUUCAUGUGCUGUCAUGAUGAAAUAUAUUUCUAUCAAGUUUAUUGACUUAACCAUCAGUUGAUAUUGUAUGAUGUUACAUGAUCCUGUACAUCUCCUAUAAUAUGGACUUUUCUUUCAUUUUGUUCAUUCAGUAUAGCAUAAACCAUCUUUGCCUCCCAUUUAUAAAAUCAAUCUUGAUCACAGUUUUUAUGGUUCUUUUAAAAGUUACAUUAUGAAGUGACCAGGAGAUUGAAAUUGUCUUAAUGAAUAAUAAUUAUUUGACGUUGAGACAGGGUCUUGCUGUGUAGUCCAGGCUUGGCCUUGAACUCACUGUGUAGCCCAAACUGACAUCAAACUAAUGAUCCUACAGCAUUAACCUCUCAUGUGUUGUAGCUUCAGUAAUGACCCACUAUGCUUGACUGAUAAUGUUUAGAAAGACUUCUCUGUGCUGCCAAUAAGUGAUUCAUUUCAUUUUUUAGGGCAUAAAUAGACACCCCCCCCCCCCAAGAAAGAGGUAAGAUGGUUCCUUCAUUGCAAUGGUGUGAUGAUUGUAAAGAUAGCCUAGAAAUAGAAUACUUAAGUGUAGAAAGCAAAUAUUAUUGUAUGAAGAGAGAAAUAGCAUGAUGGAGUAUAAGACUAUUUUAGCACUCUUUUUGACAAUAAAUUGAGAUUAACAUUUAGUUUUAAAAUAACUAAGGGAAUUGUACUUGAACUAGACUUGAGACCAACUGGAUCUAGUAAUUUUAUUUGAAACAUUCUACAUAAAAGCCAGAGAGUACUUUGUAUUUAAUUUCACAUGGUACAGUAUAAGAAAUCUUGCAGUAGACUUAUCAAGCUUUAUUUUAAAAAUAAUUCUUAGACAGAAUUGAGUUUAUUUAGUUUUUGAGAGAGGGUCUCGUGGAGUUCACAUACUUUUAGCUUACAAUUCUGAAAGAUUAAAAAAAAACUACAUUAUAUGAAUACAGAUAGAAUUGGCACUGAUUUUUGUCUACUGAACCUAGAUCCAAACUAAACAUAUCUCCCAUCUGACACAGUUAUUUUUGUAUAGUACAGUUUUAUUUGGUGUUGGGGUAUGCAGCAUGACACAUUGGGGACAUAACUCAGGAAUUGGCUUUCUCCUUCCAUCUUUUGGGUCCUGGGAAUUGAACUUAGGUAGUUGAACUUGGAGGUAAGCAUCUCUACCUGCUGAGCCAACUUGCUGGUCUACAUAGAAAUAUUUUAUAUUUGCUAUGGAAGCAUGUAAUGUUUUAGCAAAUUGGAAGAUAUAUAGUUGAAUAGUCCCUGGAAAAGAAUGUUCAUAUAUAUCUCAGAAAAUGGUGAAGGAUACGGCAGGGACUUCUCUUGCAGUGUGACCAGGAAAGCCUGCUUUAGGCUUCACAGAGGCUUUGUUUGCCAGGAACGUAAUUGGUCACUUUACCAACACCAAAUGUCACGGCCAGUUUCCAGUGGACAGUGUAUUAUUGUUCACUGUUGUCACAAUGGUGACGUAACCGAAAGUCUGUACUCUUAAAUGGUUAUCUCCUUAUUCCUCUUAAACCUUAAUCACUGGCAGCCUCUGCUGUGGUUUACUUCAUGACUAUAUAUUUUUUUUCAGAUUCCAAGUAUAAUAUAAUGCAGAGGUUUUGGUUUGUGUUUGUGUUGCCUAAAUGUAUGUAUGUAUGUGUACCAGAUCCAUGCCUGUGGCCCAAGAAGGUCUGAAGAGGGCAUCAGGUCUUCUGGGACUGGCCUUACAGUCACUUAGGAGCCUCCGUGUGGCUGCUAAAAAUGGAUCUCAGGUCCUCUGGAAGAGCAGCCAGUGUAGCAUAAUUGAAGCCGGAUUGAAUUUUGUUUGAAAGCAGUGUUGUUUGAAAGUGAAUUGUCCCCUAUAAGCCUGUGAGUUUGGACAUGUGCCUCUCCCCAAGCUGGUGGCACUGUUUUUGAAGGCUGUGGCUAGGCAUUGGUCUUGUACCUGCCAACAGUUUUGGACAAAAUCUCCACCACAAGCUCCUGCUUCUGCAUAACCACUCCAGCCACCGUGCCUUUCCUGUCUUGCCGCGAUAGAUUCUACCCUCUCAGUCCAUGACUUUUCCUUUUUAAAAUAUUGCUUCUGUCAGGCGUUUUUUGCAAAUAAUACAGGACAUGCAUAACUUUAAACUUAAUGUGUUUGUGUGUGUGCACACAUUGUAUAUGUACAAGUGCAUACAUAUACCUGAGGCAGUCAGAUGAGUGUGUUAGGUCCCCUGGAAGCUGGAAUUACAGGGUGAUGUAAGCUAAUUAACUACUUGGCUACUGGCAAUUAAAUGAGUCCUUUGUAAGAACAGUAAGUACCUGUUUAGCCAUCUCUCCAGCUUCUCUCUCUCUCUUUUUUUUUACACUUACUGGCCACUUGCAUGUUUUAGGAAAGUUUUCCUGUUUGUUUUGUCAUUUCUCCCUCCCCCUCCCCCUCUCCUCCCUCUCCCUUUGCAUGAGAGAGAGGGAGGAGGGGAGAAGAAGGGAGGGAGAGGGUCUAGUGUCUUAUGUGGUCAAAGAUGAAGAAGAACUUUGAGACCUGCCUCUGCUCCCAACAUGCUAUGAUUCUUAGGGAGUGUUGGAUGUUGAAGAUUUAACCUGGAACUUAGUGCAUGCUAGGCAAGAACACUUUUUAGAGCCACAGUGACAUUUUCAGAUGAGUAUAUAAUGUACUUUGCUUAUUAUUAGACACAUCUUUAGCUUGUGUUGCCUUCCUUUGGUCUCCUGCCCCUAAAGCCCACAUGUUCUCUACUAUCAUGUCUUAAAAACAAUUUUUUUUUUGAACAUGAUAGAAAAUACAGUUAUUUUGCAGUCUGGAUCUGACUUAUUUUGCUUAGUAAGAUUUUUGGUUCCAUCAUUUUCCCUACAAAUUACCUAAUUUUUGUCUUUAUGACUGAAUAAAAUGCCAUUCUGCAUGUCA
Messenger RNA from Mus caroli (Ryukyu mouse), 9492 nucleotides. NCBI's taxonomy places the organism in Eukaryota, Metazoa, Chordata, Mammalia, Rodentia, Muridae. The record is from RefSeq and is a predicted model, not a curated record.